This is a messenger RNA of Marmota flaviventris (yellow-bellied marmot), 3025 nucleotides long. RefSeq names its product colony stimulating factor 3 receptor (gene Csf3r). Gene Ontology annotation, cellular component: membrane. NCBI's taxonomy places the organism in Eukaryota, Metazoa, Chordata, Mammalia, Rodentia, Sciuridae. The record is from RefSeq and is a predicted model, not a curated record. Gene Ontology annotation, molecular function: cytokine receptor activity; protein binding.
CUGUGCCCGCAAAGGCACAGGGGAGGGACGAGGGAGGACGGGAAGGUGUCGCAAUCCCCAGGCCCCCGGCCUGUCAUUAACGACAGGGCUGGGGAAAGAAGCCCGACUGUGGCCCAUUUCAGGAACUUGCCUUGAAGAGUGGAGAGCAGGAGGCCAGGCACGCCUGCCACGGGCUCCAGAAUGGGGAGACUGAGGCUCAGAAGAGUGAAGUAACUUGUCCAAGGUCACGAAGCUGGUGAGCACCAAGUUGGCACUAUGGCAGGGCUGGAAGCCUGCACCCUGACCAAAGCUGCCCUGAUCAUCCUGCUGCUGCCCGGAAGCUGGGAGGAGUGUGGGCACAUCAGCCUCUCGGCCCCCAUUGUCCGCCUGGGGGACCCCAUCACAGCCUCCUGCAUUAUCAGCCAGAACUGCAGUUUCCUGGGCCCGGAACCACAGAUUCUCUGGAAAUUGGGAGCACAGCAGCAGCCUGGGGGGAGUCAGCAGCGCCUGCCUGAUGGAACCCAGAAGUCCACCAUCACCCUGGCCCACCUCAACCACAGUCAGGCCUUCCUCUCCUGCUGCCUGCGCUGGGGCAACAGCCUGCAAGUCCUGGACCAAGCUGAGCUGCGGGCAGGCCACCCUCCUGCUGUACCCUCCAACCUGUCCUGCUUCAUGAACCUCACGACCAACAGUCUCACCUGCCAGUGGGAGCCAGGACCCGACACCCACCUGCCCACCAACUUCACCCUAAAGAGCUUCAAGAGCCGGAGCAACUGUCAGACCCAGGAGGACUCCAUCCCGGACUGCGUGCCUGAGGAAGGGCAGAGCUCCUGCUCCAUCCCCCGCAAACACCUGCUCUUGUACCAGAAUAUGGUCAUCCAAGUGGAGGCAGAGAAUGCGCUGGGGACCAGCCUGUCCCCAAAGCUGUGCCUUGAUCCCAUGGAUGUUGUGAAACUGGAGCCCCCUACACUGUGGGCCGUGGUCCCACGUCAGCCAGGCUGCCUGUGGCUACACUGGGAGCCAUGGAAGCCGAGCCUGUUCAUGGACCAGGAGUGUGAGCUGCGCCUCCGGCCACAGCGUGGAGAGGCCAACUGGACUCAGGUGGCCACGCUGCCCUCCAGCAUCCUCCAGCAUGAGCUCUGUGGGCUCCCUCCAGCCACAGCCUACGCCCUGCAGAUGCGCUGCAUCCGCUCUCACCUGCCCGGCCACUGGAGCCGCUGGAGCCCCAGCCUGGAGCUGAGAACGGCUGAUCCGGCCCCCAUCGUCAGACUGGACACAUGGUGGCGGCACAGGCAGCUGGACCCCAGGACAAAGGGCGUGCAGCUGUUCUGGAAGCCAACACCCCUGAAGGAAUACAGUGGGCAAAUCCAGGGGUACCUGCUCUCCUGGAGACCCUCUGGUCAGGCUGAGACAGCCCUGCCCCUCUGCAACACCACAGACCUUAACUGCACCUUCUGCCUGCCUUCAGAAGUCCAGGAGGUGAGCCUUGUGGCCUACAACACAGCGGGGACCUCUCAUCCCACUCUCAUCCCAGUGGACUUCCUGGAGAGCAUCGGCCCACCCCUCACCAGACUCCAAGCCACAGCCCGAGAUCCUCACAGUCUCUGGGUGCACUGGGAGCCCCCCAGCCCUCGGCCUCAGGGCUAUCUGAUAGAGUGGGGCCUGGGUCCCCCCAGCCCCAGCAGCAUCAAUAAGAGCUGGAAGAUGGAAUUUGACGAGAACAUCACGGGGACCCUGCUGCAGGAGAACAUCAGGCCCUUUCAGCUCUAUGAGAUCACUGUGACGCCCCUAUACCAAGGCACCGGGGGACCCUCCAAGAAAAUCUACGCCUACUCCCAAGAGAUGGCCCCCUCCAGUGCCCCAAGGCUCCAUCUAAAGCACAUUGGCAAGACCUGGGCACAGCUGGAGUGGGUACCUGAGCCCCCUGAGUUGGGGAAGAGCCCACUCACCCACUACACCAUCUUCUGGACCAAUCUCCAGGACCAGUCCUCCUCCACCAUCCUGAAUGCCUCCUCCCGUGGCUUUGUCCUCCAUGACCUGAAACCCGCAAGUUUGUACCACGUCCACCUCAUGGCUGCCAGCCAGGCUGGGACCACCAACAGUACAGGCCUCACCCUGAUGACCUUGGCCUUAGGGGAGUCAGAGCUGUACAUCUUCCUAGGCCUGUCUGGCCUCCUGGUUUUGUCCAUCUGCCUCUGUAGAACUGCCUGGGUCUACUGCAGCCCCAGCAGGAAGAAUCCCCUCUGGCCAAGCGUGCCAGACCCAGCCCACAGCAGCCUGGGCUCCUGGGUGCCGACCAUCAUGGCAGAGGAGACCUUCCAGCUGCCCAGUCUUUGGGACCCUGGCAUGCCAACCAUCACCAAGAUCACCGUGCUAGAAGAAGAGGAGAAGAAGCCAGGGCCCUGGGAGUCCGGUGACAGCUCAGAGACCUGUGGCCUCCCCACCCUGGUCCAGGCCUAUGUGCUCCAGGGGGACCCAAGGGCAGUUUCCACACAGUCCCAGCCCCAGUCUGGCACCAGUGACCAGGUCCUUUAUGGGCAGGUGCUGGGCAGCCCCACCAGUCCAGAGCCUGGGCACUACCUCCGCUGUGACUCCACCCAGCCUCUCUUGGGGGGCCUCACCCCAAGUCCUAAGUCCUAUGAGAAUCUUUGGUUCCAGACCAGCCCCCUAGGGACCCCAGUGCCCCCACCCCAAAGCCAGGAGAACGACUGUGUCUUUGGGCCACUGGUUGACUUCCCCCUCUUGCAGGGACUCCAGGUCCAUGGGGUAGAAGAACUAGAGAGCUUUUAAGGCUCCCUGAGUCUCCCCACCUGGACCUGCCUCUUUAAGGGCCUGGACUAUCCAAAGGAAGGGUCAAUAAAUCCAUUCAUCCCUAAAAACUACCUAGCCCCAGGAAAGGGCCCCCUGUCCCUCUCUUUCCCCCAAGUGACCAUGUCCCAGGCCACCUGCAUACUUUAAAAAACAGAUAACACUCUGUUCCCCCCCACCCUCUAGCUUUUUGUGCUUGUUUUCUGUAAUAAUCGUCGUUUAAAUUUUUUUAUUUUUA